Molecule: messenger RNA, 579 nt
Organism: Penicillium oxalicum
Lineage: Eukaryota; Fungi; Ascomycota; Eurotiomycetes; Eurotiales; Aspergillaceae
Product: DNA-directed RNA polymerase III subunit RPC25
Exons: 7
Coding region: 1-579 (192 amino acids)
Biological process (GO): transcription initiation at RNA polymerase III promoter; DNA-templated transcription
Cellular component (GO): RNA polymerase III complex
Source: RefSeq, a predicted model, not a curated record
AUGUUCAUCUUAACCACUAUUUCGGAUCUGAUCCAGAUCGCCCCGGAGGACUUUUACAAGCUCAGCGCCGUUGCUAUUGAAGACAAUAUCAAUGAAAAAUACGCCAACAAGGUGAUCCAAAAGAUCGGCUUGUGUAUCAGCUUCUAUGAUCUUUUGGAGUCAUCGGACGGCCUGAUUGGUCAUGGAACAGGUCUUGUUAAUGUCAACGUCAAAUUUCGCAUGAUCGUCUUCCGCCCCUUCAAGGGCGAAAUCUUGCUGGGCAAGAUCUCGAGUGGUACCGAGCACGGUAUCAAAAUCAGCGUUGAGUUCUUCAAUGACAUUCUCAUCCCUCCACCGAUGCUCAUGGACGGGGCCAAAUUCGAUUAUGCGGAUCAAGUCUGGACUUGGGAUAACGACGGCACCUUGUUCUACUUGGACGUGGGUGAAAUCGUCCGUUUCCGCGUAGAGACGGAAGAAUGGCACGAUCAGAUCCCCAAUGCGCCAGAUUUGGGCGAAGAGAUGGUCACCGAGCGGAAGCCUGCAUACUCAAUUUUUGGCUCGAUGCAGAUCCACGGUCUCGGACCAAUCACUUGGUGGUGA